This is a messenger RNA of Ipomoea nil (Japanese morning glory), 3990 nucleotides long. Its product is annotated as TMV resistance protein N-like. NCBI's taxonomy places the organism in Eukaryota, Viridiplantae, Streptophyta, Magnoliopsida, Solanales, Convolvulaceae. The record is from RefSeq and is a predicted model, not a curated record. Gene Ontology annotation, biological process: signal transduction; defense response. Gene Ontology annotation, molecular function: ATP hydrolysis activity; ADP binding. Bases 126 to 3869 code for a protein of 1247 amino acids. The transcript has 6 exons.
AUUAAGAAGACCAAUUAAGUCAUCGCUGCUGAUCUGCUACUAUACACGCGUUUUCAAAGUUCUUUAACACAAAUCUUUACUUCAUAGCUCCAAAGGCAUAUAGUAUACUCAGAUUUCGAUCGAGUAUGGCAUCAUCAUCAUCAUCUUCAUCUUCAUCUUCAUCUUCAUCUUCAUCGUAUGCUUGCAUGACGUAUGAUGUUUUCUUGAGUUUUAGGGGCGAGACACGAGGAUCAUUUUCCGAUCAUCUCUAUGCAGAUUUAAGGCGAGCUGGGGUUAACAUCUUCCGGGAUGAUGAAUCAAUCCGGAGAGGAAAGGAUAUUUCUGUUGAGCUAUCUAGAGCCAUAGAAGAGUCAAGGAUAUCCAUCAUCGUAUUCUCCAAAGACUAUGCCGGAUCCAGAUGGUGUCUGAAUGAGCUUGUGAAGAUCAUGGAGUGUAAACAAAAGUUGAAUCAGAUUGUUUAUCCCAUAUUUUACCAUGUUGAUCCUUCAGAAGUUGGUAAACAUACAAGCACCUUUGGUGAUGCAUUGGCUCUACACAAACAACGAUUUGGGGAUCAGAAAGUUAAUGAGUGGAAAGAUGCGCUCACUGCAGCUGUUAACUUGUCUGGAUGGGAUUUGCAAACUAUGUCAAAUGGGUAUGAGUCAAAUUUCAUUGAGGUGAUUACUAAAGAAGUGCUACGGGUGCUGAAUUUUAUGCCCAUGAAUGUUGCAAAGCAUCCUAUUGGAAUUGAUUCUCAUGUUAGACAAGUACUUAAUUUAUUACAAAUUCAAACAAAUGAUGGUGUUCGAAUGAUUGGAAUUUUUGGUAUGGCUGGUGUUGGGAAAUCAACCCUUGCUAAAGCUAUAUACAAUCACUUGACCAUGAGUUUUCAAGGGUUUGAAGGUAGUUGUUUUGUUGCAAAUAUUAGAGAAGAAGUUUCUAAUAAGGGACGACACAAUGGUCUAGUUGGUUUACAAGAGAAACUUCUUUACAAAACACUCAAGAGAAAGAAUUUUGAAAUCGAUAAUGUUGAUGAAGGAAUAAAUUUGAUCAAAGCAAGGCUUCGAUCCAAAAAGGUUCUUAUUGUUCUUGAUGACAUAGACCACAUAAGUCAAUUAGAUUCAUUAGCAGGUCAGCGAAAUUGGUUUGGGUCAGGUAGUACAAUUAUAAUAACAACUAGAGAUUUUCACUUGUUGAGUGAGCUUGGAACACAAGAGAAGUACAAGGUUAAAACAUUAAGCAUUGAUGAUUCCUUGCAACUCUUAAGUUGGCAUGCUUUUGGUGUUCCUAUAGUAUUAGAGGAGUAUACUGAAGUAUCCAAAAUGAUAGCAAGUUAUACUGGGGGACUUCCAUUAGCACUUACCAUUAUAGGUUCUCAUUUGCAUGGAAGAUCGGUGCAAGAGUGGUUCGAAGAUGUUGAGAAAUUAAGAAGCAAUCCUCGUGACGAUAUUCAAACAAUUCUUGAAAUAAGCUAUGAUGCACUUGAUAGUGAUACUAAAAACAUCUUUCUUGAUAUUGCUUGUUUUUUUGUUGGGCAUGAGAAAAAACACACUGCUAUGAUAUUGGAAGCUUGUGACUUUCAUGCUAAAAGUGGAAUCAGAAGUUUGAUAGAAAGAUGUUUGUUAACAAUAGAUGGAGAUGGAAGAUUUGAAAAGCUUAAGAUGCAUGCUUUAGUACGGGAUAUGGGAAGAGAAAUUAUUCGAAAGGAAUCUCCAAGAAAUCCUGGCGAACGAAGUAGAUUGGUGGACCCAAAUGAUAUUUUUGAUGUUCUACAAGGCAACAAGGGCACAAAAGCAAUUGAAGGGAUGAUCAUAAACUCUAACAUGUUAAAGAAUGUGCCUUUGAGUAUGGAAGUAUUCACAAGGAUGGUAAAUUUGCGAAUACUCAUAUUAGAUAGUGUGUCUCUUACAGGAUCUUUUAAAUAUUUGUCCAAUGAGAUUAGGCUUUUAAGGUUGCGUAAUUGCCGUUUGAGUCACAUACAAUCAGAUUUUCAUUGUGUGAAACUUGUUGUGUUAGACUUGAGCUAUAGCAAUAUCGAAGAAUUUCAACCCAAUAUGCAGCAUUUUUUAUGCUUGAGGAUGUUAAAGCUCAGUUUUUGUGAACAACUUAAGAGUACACCAGACUUUACUGGGGCACAAAGUCUUCAAGAAAUAUGCUUCGGAUGGUGUUCAAAUUUGGCAAAUGUGCACCCAUCAAUUGGAAGUUUGGAGAGGCUUGUUAAGUUAGAUUUUUGGGGUUGCAAGAAAUUGAAGGUGCUUCCAAGUAGCAUUUGUAAGUUAAAAUCUCUUGAGGGGUUAGUUUUACAUGGUUGCAAGAACCUGAGGGAGCUUCCAAUUGACAUUGGAAAAUUAGAGCAACUAAGAACAUUAGAUGCUAGAGAAGCUGGUAUCUCACAUUUACCCAUUUCUUUUGGAUGUUUGAGAAGUCUAUUGUCACUGAAUCUGAGAGUGCUUGUGGGUUCAGUAGCUGUUGAUUUUUUUCCAUCUUCAACUGUGAAUUUAUGCUCAUUGGAAACUCUGACUGUGAGUUUGAACAAAUCACAGCAGCAAGUAAAUCUUCCAAUUGCUCUUGGGAGUUUGACCUCAUUGACAGAUUUAGAGUUAUCAGGAAUUUGGUAUCUUGAAAACCUAUCGUUGGACCUUUGUCAUCUCUCCAAUUUGAGAAAGCUCGUCCUCACGGAUUUGCAAAAUCUUAGACAACUUUUAAAACUUCCACCUAGUUUGAAGGAUCUUAUUGCAUACGAUUGCGAGUCAUUAGAAAAAAUUGCAGAUAUAUCCAACUUAAGAAGACUUGAAAGUUUGAGUAUUGUGCACUGCAAAAGUUUGGUUGAGCUUUCAGGCUUAGAGAGUGUUGAAUCCUUACAACAGCUCAAAAUAGCACAUCACAAAGCUCUCACUAUCCCUUAUAACUAUUUGCUAGAAUGCCUACAAAUAAUCGAUCUUGGAAGUUUGACCUCAUUGAAAUCUUUAGAUUUAUCGGGGUGUGGCUAUCAUCUUCAAAGCUUACCCUUCAGCCUUUCUCAUCUUUCUAAUUUGAAACGUCUCAAAUUGAAUGAUUGGCAAAAUCUAAGAGCAUUGCUACAACUUCCUCUUAGUUUGGAGCAUCUCUCUGCAGAAAACUGUGUGUCAUUGGAAAAAAUAGAAAACUUGAAAAGACUGGAAUGGUUGUAUAUUCGCAAUUGCAAAAGUUUGGUUGAGCUUCCAAGAUGGGAGAGUCUUGAAUGUGUUGAUAUAACAAAUUGCAGUGGUUUGAGAAUUCCUUCGAUUGAAAAUUGGUUCCAGGCACGUUCUGAAGGUAAUACUGUCCAGAUUUCGCUAAAUGUCGGCAGAGGUUAUGUAUGUUGCAGGAUUCCAAGACUUUUGGGGCAUACACCCAUUAACAUCAUUAAUAGUGGUUUUGAUGGUAAUGAGGAGUUUGAUGGAGUUGGUGUUAGUGUGAGAAGCAAAACCAAUGUUGCUCAUUUGAUGGUAAAGGAACGUCAGAAGUAUAAUUUCUUUAAGGAAAAAGAAUUUGAGGUGGAAACAAUUAGGGGGAUUGGAGAAGUAUUGGAGGUGUAUGCUCAUUUCCAUCCACCUCUGCAGAAGAAGAAGAAGAUGCAGCAGCUUUAUUGUUUAUUUGAAUUACAUAGAAACUCAGAUGGAGAAGUGCGUUUCUUUCCAUCCACAAGAGGCUUUCUACAAAUUGAUAUUGAUGGAACAACAGAAAAUGAAAUUAGAUUAAUGGGCAUACAAGAAAGUGAUGAUUCUUCAGCAAGUAAUGUAGAAGAAGAAGAAGAAGAAGAAGAAGAAGAAGAGCAGAAGAAUUAUGGUUGGAGAAGAAGAUGUUGCAGCAGCAUCAUUCCAGAGUUUGUCCUUAAAUGUUUUUGUUGGGAUGAAGAUAAUGGAUGCUGAAGAAGGCACUGGUAUUGGAAGUGCAUGUAGUUUGGAGAAGACACAACAGAACAGAAGAUAGAUAAUGUUGCAGCAUAUAUUAAUUUGGGAGUUUAAUUUCUCCUUUAACUGUUUUUCUUGG